GGCCCCGGUAAUCUAUUCUGCCGCGUCACGACAAAGCAAAUAGGAUGCUCGUGGUUUGUUAGCAUGGAUAUAAUAUAAACUGCGCCCCUGUGAGGAAUAAUUAUCUGGCAGGGCUUCCCGACUGCUAAACAUGUGACCAUAGCGUGUCAAUUCGUGGUUUUUCUGCACCGCACUUUUCAGACCUGACAGAAAUAGUGAAAAGAACAGUUGACUACCACCAUUCCAUACACACGGAUCCAUUAUUGUUCACGCAACAGAACAUGGACAUCAAGGACCAAGGAGCUCAAAUGGAACCGCUGCUGCCAACGGUGUCAACUCCUGGACGCAGAAGUGUGAGAAAUGAUGAAGAGGCUGUGGUGGACAGAGGUGGAACCCGGUCCAUGCUGAAAACCAACUUUGAAAAGGAGGAACUCGAAGGUCACAGGACACUCUACAUCGGGGUACAUGUCCCCCUGGGAAGGAAGAGCCAUCGGAGGCAUCGGCAUCAUGGACAUAGACACAGGAAGAGGAGCAGGGAGCGGGACUCUGGAGUGGAGGAUGGAAGAGAGUCUCCCACAUACAACACGCCAUCCCAGAGAGUGCAGUUCCUCCUGGGCACAGAGGAUGACGACGAGGAGCACAUCCCCCAUGACCUCUUCACUGAGCUGGACGAGAUCUGCCUGAAAGACGGAGAGGAAGCCGAGUGGAGGGAAACCGCCAGGUGGCUGAAGUUUGAGGAGGAUGUGGAGGAUGGAGGGGAGCGCUGGAGUAAGCCCUACGUGGCUACGCUGUCCCUGCACAGCCUGUUCGAGCUGCGCAGCUGCAUCCUCAAUGGCGUCGUGCUGCUCGACAUGAGGGCCAACUCUGUGGAGGAGGUAGCAGACAUGGUGUUGGACCAGCAGGAGACCACAGGUCCACUGGGGGACGAGGUGAGGAGGAAGGUGAGAGAGACCCUCCUCAAAACGCACCAUCACCAGAACCAGAAGAAGUUGGCCAAUCGCAUCCCCAUUGUCCGCUCCUUCGCUGACAUUGGCAAGAAGCAGUCCGAGCCCCACUCCAUGGACAAGAACGGUCAGGUGAUUUCUCCCCAGACCUCUCUGCCUGUCCCCAAUGAUGGCAAACCUGAAGUGAGCAGAGAGAACAGCGCUGUGGACUUCAGUAAGAUCGACCUCCAUUUCAUGAAGAAGAUUCCGCCGGGAGCGGAAGCGUCCAACGUGUUGGUGGGGGAGGCGGAGUUCCUAGACAAACCUGUGGUGGCGUUCGUACGUCUCUCACCUGCGGUCAUGCUCAACGGGCUGGCUGAGGUCCCCAUCGUCACCAGGUUCUUGUUCAUUCUGCUGGGGCCUCUGGGGAAAGGGCCACAGUACCAUGAGAUUGGCCGAUCCAUUGCAACUCUCAUGACAGACGAGGUUUUCCAUGAUGUCGCCUACAAAGCGAAGGACCGCACUGAUCUGAUUGCUGGAAUCGAUGAGUUCCUUGACCAAGUGACUGUCCUGCCACCGGGGGAGUGGGAUCCCUCUAUAAGAAUAGAGCCACCAAAAAACGUACCGUCUCAAGAGAAGAGGAGGAGUGCAGCGCAGUGCGGCACAGACCCAGGGGAUGAAGAGGAGGAGGACGAGGGACACGGGGGUCCGGAGCUGCAGCGGACAGGACGAUUCUGUGGUGGCCUCCUGUUGGACAUCAAACGCAAGGCGCCGCACUACCUGUCUGACUACACAGACGCUGUCAGCCUGCAGUGCUUGGCCUCCUUCCUCUUCCUGUACUGUGCAUGCAUGUCGCCUGUCAUCACGUUCGGGGGCCUACUAGGAGAGGCAACAGAAGGACGCAUAAGUGCAAUCGAAUCGCUUUUUGGCGCCUCAAUGACGGGAAUAGCCUAUUCCCUGUUUGCUGGCCAGCCACUCACCAUUUUGGGCAGCACAGGGCCUGUACUGGUGUUUGAGAAGAUAUUGUACAAAUUCUGCAAGGAGUAUGGAUUAUCCUACCUCUCACUGAGAACCUGUAUAGGGCUGUGGACAGCGUUCCUCUGCCUGGUCCUAGUGGCCACAGAUGCCAGCUCCCUGGUCUGUUACAUCACCCGCUUCACAGAGGAGGCCUUCGCCUCGCUCAUCUGCAUCAUCUUCAUCUACGAGGCCUUGGAGAAGCUCAUCCACCUGGGGGAACACUACCCCAUCAACAUGAACAACAACCUGGACAAACUCACACAGUACUCGUGUUCUUGUGUUGAACCUCCGGAUCCAAGCAAUGCCACCAUACAGUACUGGGAGCAGAACAACGUCACUGCUUCUGAGGUCUACUGGGAGGCACUCGAGGUUAAGGACUGCAUGGAGAAAAGAGGAGAGUUUGUGGGCAGUGCCUGUGGCCCUCACGGACCCUAUAUUCCAGAUGUUCUCUUCUGGUCCGUGGUUCUCUUCUUCUCCACUGUCUUCAUGUCAGCGUUCCUAAAGGAGUUCAAGUUCAGCCGUUACUUUCCCACCAAGUUGAGAGCUGUCAUCAGUGACUUUGCUGUGUUCAUCACCAUCUUUACCAUGGUCCUGGUGGACUAUGCCUUAGGGGUCCCAUCUCCAAAACUAAAAGUCCCCAGUGUGUUCAAGCCGACCAGAGAUGACCGUGGUUGGUUGAUCAGCCCGUUAGGCGGCAACCCUUGGUGGACCACCAUCGUGACAGUGAUCCCUGCUCUGCUCUGCACCAUCCUCAUCUUCAUGGACCAGCAGAUCACCGCGGUCAUCAUCAACAGGAAGGAGCACAAACUAAAGAAAGGCUGCGGGUACCAUUUGGACUUGUUCGUGGUGGGUGUCAUGCUGGGGGUAUGUUCCAUCAUGGGUUUGCCCUGGUUCGUGGCUGCCACCGUUCUCUCCAUCUCCCACGUCAACAGUCUGAAGCUGGAGUCGGAGUGCUCGGCCCCCGGGGAACAACCCAAGUUCCUGGGCAUCCGCGAGCAGCGCUUCACUGGCCUCAUGAUCUUCCUACUCAUGGGCUGCUCGGUGUUCAUGACCUCUGUGCUCAAGUACAUUCCCAUGCCUGUGUUGUAUGGAGUAUUCCUGUACAUGGGAGCAUCUUCACUCAGAGGAAUACAGUUGUUUGACCGUCUGAAGCUGUUUGGCAUGCCAGCCAAGCACCAGCCUGACUUCAUCUACCUGAGACACGUUCCCCUGCGGAAGGUCCAUCUCUUCACCAUCAUCCAGCUCAGCUGCCUGGUCAUGCUCUGGGUCAUCAAGACCUCCAAUUAUGCCAUCGUCUUCCCAAUGAUGGUGUUGGCGCUGGUGUUCAUUCGGAAAUUGAUGGAUUGCUUCUUCACCAAGAGAGAGAUGAGCUGGCUGGAUGAUCUAAUGCCAGAGAGUAAGAAGAAGAAACUGGAGGAUGCUGAAGAAGAGGAGGAGGAGCAAAGUAUUUUGGGAGAGGAAGAUGGAGUAGUGCAGGUGCCGUUAGAAGGAUAUCAAAAGAGUGAAUCCGCACUCAACAUCACUGAUGAAAUGUCCAGAGGCUCUUUUGGAAACACGUGGAAUGUCAACUCUGACAACUCUAAAAAAGAGCUAGACUCAAAAAGUUCCCUCAUAUCCUCAUAGAUGCUGAAUCCACCAAAGCUUAUCCAUGAACAGUGGUAGGAAAGAAAAGAAGAGAAGAAAGAUGAGGAAGGGCUGCUUCGACAGGGAGUCAAGUUUAUGACUUUUCCCCUUCACUGUGUUUUAAGCAAAUCAAUAUUGUGUGCCACAGUUUACCAUUCCUUUAUGUUUUGUCUUGUAAAUCUUUGUGUGUUCAAAAGCUUAAAACAGUCUUUUUUUUAAAGUUGACGUGUCCAAAACGGCUUCUUUGUGAGGGAACCUAAAGACAUUUAUUUAUUGUAUGUAUUUUGUAUGUUUUUGUAUUUUUUCCAGUAUCAUAAUAUUACAGCUGUUUGAAGUUGAUCAAUUAUCCAACUAGAUAAACACUCCAUUUAAAAGUUUGUGCAAUACUGCAGUUAAAGACUAUGAAAGCAAGUAUAUAUAUAUAUACAGUGGGGCAAAAAAGUAUUUAGUCAGCCACCAAUUGUGCAAGUUCUCCCACUUAAAAAGAUGAGAGAGGCCUGUAAUUUUCAUCAUCGGUACACUUCAACUAUGACAGACAAAAUGAGGGGAAAAAAUCCAGAAAAUCACACUGUAGGAUUUUUUAUUAAUGUAUUUGCAAAUUAUGGUGGAAAAUAAGUCAAAUGACAGGCCUCUCUCAUCUUUUUUUUUAGUGGGAGAACUUGCACAAUUGGUGGCUGACUAAAUACUUUUUUGCCCCACUGUAUGUAUAUAUAUAUCAUUGAUGAAUUCAUCUAGGCAAAGUCAAAAUGUACUUUAUGCAUGACAUUUUAUUUAAUGAAGUAUUAUAAAAUAUACUGCAUCUGCUUGAAUUUCAAAGUGCGAUAAAUGUGAAGGAAAAUCUACAGUAUCGGUGUUUGAGCAUUCGCAUUUUGAUUUCAGCUUUUUGCAAAUUGUCUUUAAGCUUUGAAUAUUGUAUUACUACCAAUAAAAUGUAUUACUACCAGCAAGGAGAUUAGUUGAAAAUAGCUUUUUAUUUAUUUUAUUUAUGGUUGGCAACAUGUUCUUGUACAAAGAGCAAGCAUUGCAUUGAGCAUUUGAAUAGUAAAAAGCCUGACUUAAGUUGUAGAAUACUGUUAUGCAUAUCAAUAGAUAGUAUUGAAACAAAGAAGAAAAUAAAAUCCUGGCUUUAGUUGAAAUCAAAAUAUUUGUUUUCAUAGUUCUACGGCCAAAGUUGAAAUAGUUGCAGUUAUUGCAUUAUAUCAAUAUUUUUCAUGCUGCAAAGUACAUGCUUGUGUUUCAUUUUACGUUUGUUGUUUGUCAUGGGCCAUUGUGUGUGCCCAGGAAUGAUUGUCCAUUCAAUAACUAAAGAUGAAGCUCAACUAAUACUUGAAGGCGUCUGCGAAAGGGAGACAUACAUGGCUAUAGAAACAAUUGCAAUAGCACUUUUUCUAGAAGGGGAAAAUGUAUAGUAUAUUUAUUGUUAUAACAUUUUUGAAACUAUUUCCUUUUUACAAUGACAAAAAAAAUGUAUUUGUUCACAUAUAAUUCGCCAUGCCUAUUUGUCUAUAAUACAUACCCGUUGCUUCAUUUUAAAGUAUCAGUAUCUGCAAAAUAUUUUUAAAUCUCUUGUUGAACAUUUCUAGUACUACUCGUUACUCAUUUUUACUUAGCUCGGGAAUGAAUUUGUUUAAAUAGUCACUCAAUCAGUUUUGUUUGUGACCUAAAUCAUUGUAAGGAAAUAUGGCUCUGGAAAACAUGAUGCUGUUUCUGCUUCUAAGUUGUUAUUGGUCUUUAGAGCUGAUGUAUUACUGUUUAUGAUGUAUCUUGUACAUGUACAUUUACUAUGAAACUAUAAACCUCAAAUGUAAUACA
Molecule: messenger RNA, 5354 nt
Organism: Oncorhynchus keta (chum salmon)
Lineage: Eukaryota; Metazoa; Chordata; Actinopteri; Salmoniformes; Salmonidae
Product: sodium-driven chloride bicarbonate exchanger-like
Exons: 27
Coding region: 261-3542 (1093 amino acids)
Biological process (GO): transmembrane transport; monoatomic anion transport; regulation of intracellular pH
Cellular component (GO): basolateral plasma membrane; plasma membrane
Molecular function (GO): sodium:bicarbonate symporter activity; solute:inorganic anion antiporter activity; monoatomic anion transmembrane transporter activity
Source: RefSeq, a predicted model, not a curated record